Messenger RNA from Neurospora tetrasperma FGSC 2508, 822 nucleotides. RefSeq lists its product as uncharacterized. Gene Ontology annotation, cellular component: ribonuclease P complex; ribonuclease MRP complex. Gene Ontology annotation, molecular function: ribonuclease P RNA binding. The coding region runs from base 76 to 822 and encodes 248 amino acids. NCBI's taxonomy places the organism in Eukaryota, Fungi, Ascomycota, Sordariomycetes, Sordariales, Sordariaceae. Gene Ontology annotation, biological process: tRNA 5'-leader removal; rRNA processing. The record is from RefSeq and is a predicted model, not a curated record. The transcript has a single exon.
CGAAAUCGAUCCCAAUCCGCUCCGAACCCAAGACUCUGUAACCGGAGGAAUAUCUUCCCUCCCAUCACUCACACAAUGGAAUCAACAUCCCAAACCUCCUCCAAAAACCAACCCAUCGCCGCCGUUCUUCUCUCGCGCGCCCAUGACCCCGAAGAAACCAAACGCAUCCUCACCGAAAAGAUCCAACAACGCCCGCUCUUUCUUUGCCCAUCCUCCCCUCCACCCUCCGACGCCCGCGCCGCCCGCCGCCGCGAACGUGAAAAGAAGCGCCUCUCCCGCAAAAAGGCGUUAAAACCCAAACCACUUUCGGCCAACGAGCGCCGCAAGCUCGGCCUCUACGACGUCCCUCGCUCGGGGCAGAAAUACGCCUUGUUCGAGCCGCUGCACCAGCUUUGGCUGGGGUACAUUCGCGAGAUAUUGGGAAACGAGAUACACACGGGUGGCGAGGGUGCGGCGCCGAAGCUGACGAGCGCGGAUUUCCAUGGUGCUGAGGUCGAGGUGGUGAGGAGUGGGUGUGUGAGUCGGGUGGGGUUGAAGGGGAUCGUGAUUAAGGAUUCGAGGUUUACGUUUGAGGUGGUGACGAGGCGGAAUCAGAGGAAACUGGUGCCGAAGGAGGGGACCGUAUUUAGGAUUGAGGUGCCGCUGGCGACGGGGACGGCGACGGUGGAGGAGGGACAAAGUGACGAGAACAAGCAGCAGCAACAACAAACAGAGGCCGAACAACCAAAGAUGAUCUUUGAAGUACACGGCGAGCAGUUCCAGUUUCGGUCGGCGGAUCGCGCGAACAAAAAGUUCAGGUCACACUUCUCCAAGAUUCUAUAA